Messenger RNA from Bombina bombina (fire-bellied toad), 4073 nucleotides. It is a transcript of the gene SCAMP1, whose product is annotated as secretory carrier membrane protein 1. The transcript is spliced from 9 exons. Bases 101 to 1123 code for a protein of 340 amino acids. Lineage: Eukaryota; Metazoa; Chordata; Amphibia; Anura; Bombinatoridae. The record is from RefSeq and is a predicted model, not a curated record. Gene Ontology annotation, biological process: protein transport. Gene Ontology annotation, cellular component: recycling endosome membrane; trans-Golgi network membrane.
CUGCAGGUUUCUUGGCUCGUGACGUCAUAUCCGGUGUGGCCGAUUUUGCAGCUGGGAGAUAACGGUUCGUGCGGGUCUGUCUGUGAGACCCGCCGCCGCUAUGUCAGAUUUUGACAGUAACCCGUUUGCUGAUCCGGACCUUAAUAACCCGUUUAAGGAUCCUUCGGUUACCCAGGUGACACGGAAUAUUCCACCCGGAUUAGAAGAAUAUAAUCCCUUUUCGGAUUCAAAAACGCCUCCACCUCCCAAAGUGAAAAUGGCAAACACCCCACCUAAUACACAGCCUGCUAUAAUGAAGCCAACAGAAGAGCCACCAGCAUACACUCAGAUUGCAAAGGAGCAUGCAUUAGCCCAAGCUGAGCUCCUCAAGCGUCAGGAAGAAUUAGAAAGAAAAGCUGCAGAGUUGGAUCGCAGGGAACGAGAGAUUCAAAGCCUCAACCAGUCUGGAGGAAGAAAAAAUAACUGGCCACCCCUCCCUGCAACCUUCCCUGUUGGGCCUUGUUUUUAUCAAGAUUUCUCUGUUGAUAUUCCUGUGGAAUUUCAGAAGAUAGUAAAGAUUAUGUAUUAUCUAUGGAUGUUCCAUGCGGUCACCCUGUUCCUAAAUAUUUUUGGCUGCCUGGCAUGGUUCUUUGUUGACUCAGGGCGAGGAGUUGAUUUUGGGUUGUCCAUCCUGUGGUUCUUGCUUUUUACACCAUGUUCCUUUGUUUGUUGGUACAGACCCAUGUACGGAGCAUUCAGGAGUGAUAGCUCUUUCAGGUUCUUUGUGUUUUUCUUUGUCUACAUCUGCCAGUUUGCUGUCCAUGUGCUUCAGGCAGCCGGAUUUCAAGGUUGGGGAAACUGUGGUUGGAUCACAGCACUAACUGGACUUAAUAAAAAUAUUCCAGUGGGGAUAAUAAUGGUCAUCAUUGCUGCCCUCUUUACAGCAUCUGCAGUAAUCUCAAUAGUGAUGUUUAAAAAGGUACAUGGCUUGUACCGCACAACAGGCGCCAGCUUCGAGAAGGCUCAACAAGAGUUUGCAACAGGGGUGAUGUCUAAUAAAACCGUACAGACUGCAGCUGCAAAUGCUGCCUCUUCAGCUGCAAGCAGCGCUGCCCAGAAUGCUUUCAAGGGGAACCAGAUAUAAAGGGGAAAACUGCUGCAAAUCUCAACCACUGCUCUCAUCUCUACCAUCAUGCUUUCCCUCUCCAGUUUUUACUCUACCCACAGAAGACCUCAAAUUGCACUUGUCAAGUGUAUUUCUUACAUUUAGCCCAUUUGCUCUCAGCAAUCUGAUGGGCACUUGCUAGUGAAGCCCCUGCAUUAGGGGCAAAGACGUGCAUGGGUUAAAACACUAAAGCUGAUGGUUUUUCAUCUCCCCUUCCACUACACAGUUCUUUUAUGAAUCAAGUUAUGCUUUUUUUUAAGGUAGCCCUUUUAUGUUAUGUAUAAGAUUACUGCAAAUGAUGGUACUGUACUAACCUAGAAAUUAUUAGGGGUGUGUGUGUGUAUAUAUAUAUAUAUAUAUAUAUAUAUAUAUAUAUGUAUGUGUAUAUAUAUAUAUAUAUAUAUAUAUAUAUACACACACACACACACACAUUUGUUUUCUGUAGUAAUUUCGUUAAAUUCGGUACACUGUUUAAGUACAGUAGAAUGGUCAGUCAGGAUAUUUGUAACUGCUUGAAUAUGGCUGUUAUAACAGCCAAUAACACGGAAAUGUGAGUGAAGUAAAUGUUUUUCUCUUUAGAAUAUUCACUCUAAUAGAAUUCACUUUGUUAUACAAGCAAGACUUGUAUAUUGAAGCAGAACUCUUAGCUUAGUCUUUUGUGUGACUAUAGACUUUUACUGAAAUGUUGGUACACUACAAUAUCUGUUGUAGAAUGUUUAAUGCAAUGUACAGUUUAAGUAGAGGUUUAAAAUAGAAAGGAAAACAGUGUUGUAGUGUGGAUACCCAUAGGUUGAUUUGUGUUAAUAUUCUGUCCUUAAACACAUCCAUUUUUUUUUUCAGAUUUCUUUAUAUUUGAUGCAGUGUAUUGUUUGCUUUUAAUUUAGAACUUCUUUUCAUACUGUAGGUCAAUUGUUUUCAACAGUUUGAGUUUAUCGUAUUGAUAUAGUGUUUGCUACUUUGCUCGUUUAUUUUGUUCUCCUUAUUAGUGGCAUAAAACUGUGGUGAACAGAGACAUCCUCUGAGGUAACAAGGCUGUCCACUUUAUCAAGGCUCUAGUUACUUCCUUGCAGUAUUCAACAAUAUUACCCAUCUCAUAAUUUAAUACCACUCUUCAUGUCCAGAGGCUUAUAUCUCCCACACUCACACAUGAAAUGACAGUCCAUUUAUAGCCAUGCUUAGACAAUCUAGUUUCUACAUGGUUUCUUAUUAAGAAAUAUUCCAUACCAUGUAAACUCAUUACGCUCACAGUAUCAGAGAAAAUGCCAGCUGAUUAGUAAAGCUGACUGUAUUUUUUUUUUUUUUUUUAAGUUACAAUUUCAAUAAAUCAAUUCAGAUUAUUUUUUUUUUAACCAUUAUUUUUUAUUUUAUUUUUUUAAACGCUUGCUGUUCAUUUUCUCCUAUGUAUUUUAGCCAACCAUAUUGGUUUUACAUGGGCUGCUAUAAAAGCAAAUGUUUCAUUUUUUUUAUUAUUUUAUUUUAAACUUAUGUUUAAAACCCAAAUUAAUUCAGUCAGUACUGGAGAAAGACCUGUUAGUAUGCACAUUCUCACAAUGACUGUGGGUGUUGGACUACACAUUUUAUAUGCAUUGCUGGAGAAUGUAAUGUGCAAGGAAUUCAUUGUAACAGAAUGUUUGAAGUGUUUGUUGCAUACUGGCGUACUACAUACCACAAAAAGAACGACCUAUUGGGAAGCAUUGGACUUUUGCUUUAUAGGUGUUUGGUAGAAAUACAUCACUGGCAAGUAAAAAAAAAAAAUGCCCUUGGGCAUUGCAAAAAAACAACCUAUGCAAAGUGCGUUUUAUUUAAUGAUGUAAGAAACUAAACACCAGAAUUGAUACAAUAGUGAUUUUUUUACAGUAGCAUAUUUUCAUUACAUUUAUCACCCUGCGUCAUUAAACUUGAUUUCAGGGCUUCAGAAUUGCUUACUGGUCCUAGAGAAGCUGUGCAUAGGUGAGAUAUAAAUGCUCCUUUGCACUUUAGGAAAUACAUUUUGUAAGUUGAUAAGAAAUGUAAAGCAAAUUAGCCUGAGAUUAUUAUGCAGAUGUAAAUAAAAGUAUAAAGUUUGUCUCGAUAAAGCAAUGGGUGCCAACUCCUCUGUGGAGCCUAAUCGGGGACUUCUGUAAGUGGGCCACUAGAGUGUGCAGCCAAUGAUCCUGUGGAAUAUAGCAGCGCUGACUACAUCUGCAUUUCCACGUUUAGCAUUAAGUGUAAAGUCUGCAAUUGUCUGAUCUAAAUUACAGUUAAAGGGAUCAAAAUAAAUAAUGAAAAUAUAUUGCAUUUUUUUAACUUAAUAUAAUUAACAUUAUAUAUUACAAUCUCAAAGUGUUUAAUGUCUCUUAAGUAGUAGAAAUGUAAGUGAUUCUUACAACCAUAAAGAAAGCAUAAGACGUAAACUGAACAUUUAGCAGCUUUAUCAGCGUUAACCGUUCUGCAUGAAAGCUGUUCUAUAAGCUUGCCCUGUUACACAAGUAGGAACUGGUGUUCUCCCAAAAUGACCGACCUUAAAAAACCCAAUAUCAAAUCUAGAAAACUGUCCUGGAAAACAAACUAUAGUCACUUUGCUCCUAAAAGGCCGAACAAUCUAAAACCCACUGUAUUGUGUUACAACUAAAAUUCAUUUUAAUGCACUAAAUAUUUUAUUUUAAAUUUGCAUUAUUGUAGCUCCGUGAGAUCAACGUUAGACACUGGAAUGUCUGCACUCUACAAUUUUUUUCUGUAUUUUUAAAGCUUGCAUUUUAUUUAUCUGAAGGAUGUUUGUAUAUUUUGUAAAUGACUGACUAAUAAUCUGCCAUCACAGUAAAAAUAAAAAUCAUUGUCAUGUACAAAGGUAUUCUUUCCCACUCUGUGUUGCAUGUCUGAGUAGUUCAGAUGUUUUGUAUAUUUAUUGUAUUAACACAGAGUGUCAUAGAAUAAAAUUAAUAUGUAUGGA